AAUUUUCUGAUGCAAUCCAGCACUUUUUUCAUUAUAUCCUUCCGCAGAUUAAUGUAGUAUCAUCGUAUAAAGAAUAUAUCAUUAAUUUUACUAAAGUGGUAGUCAGUAACAUUUAUUUAAUUUCAAUACAUUGUUUCAAUCUGCGAAUUUAAGUCAAAAUAUAGCAACUUUAUUUAACAGUUUAAUAAUUACGCAAAACCGCGGAGUGAUAUCACCUUCAACCUUGUCGAUAUUCCACAAGCACCUUGCCGUAGAUACCAUUCUCAAUGAUACGUCUCAGAAAGUAACACGAAGUUUCCUUACCAGAUAUUUCUGGCGUGAAAGUUAUCAAAAUGGCUGCCUAGUAUUAGAGUGCAACCCCACCGUGUCAAAGCACUUUGCUUUGCACCAAGUUUACAAUCAUCAUGGCGUCCCUCAACGUUUCUUCUCUGCUUGCCCUGGCAAUAGCCACAGGAUUCCUCGCACCUACAGAAAACAUUAGAUUAUCAUUCCCUUCAUCAAUUUCCUUAGAAGAUUCUUCUGAUGACCGAUAUGGAGUUGUUCGACAUGGAAUUGCUUCGCUCCGAAUUUCUGACGAGCGACCUGGCUGGGUCGUUCCCUCAGAGUUUGGGCGAUGAUGAUAUAUAUGGGUUGGGAACUCUGUUCCCAGGUGACACCCAGAGCCCGGCCAAGGGUCUCCAGCCAACUUCUGGUGUGCUUGACGAGUUUCUAGCACCAAGCCCAGAAGAUCCCCUUGGUGAACAAUGGAUGGAGAAUUCUGCCUUCGAUCUGGAGCAGGCUUUUGGUCUGACGGACCUUGGAGAUGUGCUUACUACUGCACCGGCCGCAGAACCAGCCCCUGUGGAAAGCCCAUCAUCUCCAAAACCAAAAAACUCGGGCAUCCUGCACGAGUUAUUAGUUCAGCCAAUGCCUCUUUUGGCUCCAGCAAUCGAAUCGGAACAAAAACCGACCAUCGAUAUUGACUUGCUAGAUUGUGUCACUGAAGUGAAAGACUGCGAUGUUGCAGAAGGCAUUUUGUCAUUACUGGAUCAAAACGAAAGAGUGCAAGUUGAACAUGUGCAACCGGAAACAUCUUCGAUUGAAUCUGUAGACUCAAUAAUUGAACAGUUCAUUACAUCACCGUUGUCGGUUGAUGAGGUUGAAAACUUCUUGUCUGGUUCAGAACCAGCAAGUCCAGAACCAGAAAGUGUUGAACAAGGUGAUGAUCCAGACUAUGUUCCCGGUCAUAGUGAUGACAUAAUAAGCCCUCCUAAGUCAAAGUCUAGUAGCAGCAAGGCAAAGAAAGCAUCCACGUCGAGAAUUAGGGCAGAACCAUAUGAAAUUCCCACUGAAGGACUAUCAAAAAAAGAACGAAAGAAGAUUCAAAAUAGAAAUGCCGCUAUUCGAUAUCGUGAGAAAAAGCGCGGUGAAAAAGUAAAUGUAAAAACCGAGGAAGAGGUGUUAUUCGAAACCAACAAAAACCUACAUGACAAAGUUGACAGUAUUUCUCGUGAAAUCAAGUACAUGAAGGAUUUAAUGACGGAAGUGUUCAAGGCAAAGGGACUCAAGAUUUCAUUUAAAUAGUCGGAAGGGAAUGGGGGUGGUUAUUUAUUAUCAUCAAUAUCAUCAUUUGUCUGACUGGCCAGUCAGAUACACUAAAUUUGUUGUGAAUAAAAAUUUGAUGUUAAUUGAAA
Molecule: messenger RNA, 1673 nt
Organism: Pecten maximus
Lineage: Eukaryota; Metazoa; Mollusca; Bivalvia; Pectinida; Pectinidae
Product: cyclic AMP-dependent transcription factor ATF-4-like
Exons: 3
Coding region: 523-1563 (346 amino acids)
Biological process (GO): regulation of transcription by RNA polymerase II
Cellular component (GO): nucleus
Molecular function (GO): RNA polymerase II transcription regulatory region sequence-specific DNA binding; DNA-binding transcription activator activity, RNA polymerase II-specific
Source: RefSeq, a predicted model, not a curated record